AGAUAGGUUUAGUUAUAUUGGGGUGAAUCGGGCGGACAUUCGAUGGCCUGUAGCAAGCCUAGCUCGGGGUUUCGUUAAAUUCUCGCUUCCGUCGCUGACAAUGGGACGAGCCGACUAACUUUUCAUUACUUUGUAAGAUAUUCUUAUGGAGGGCAGUAUAAAAGCUGGUCUUUGUUUUCCCAACAGAGUUCUCAUCCUCCCCAAGAACAACCCGGACAGCUCAGUGGUCGUUGUCGCGUUCCCCUUAGAGCCCCGGAGGAAGGUAGGAGAGAGCACGAGAGGUGAAGGAGAAGAGGUUGCGAGGUGUGUCGCUUUUCUUCAGUUCUCGAAAAUUUGGAUCUUUUUUUUACUGGCAUUUGGUCGCAUUUGGGCUGGCAGGUUUGGGGAGAUCGGUUUGGACUUUUUUAUGAUCUUGGUUUCUCUAAAGUUUGCAUUUUGGCGUGGAUUUUCUGAAAAAAGUGGGAUCUUGGGGGGUUCUUCAACAAAAAGUUGAGAUUUUUGGGGGAAGGGUUCGCCAUUUGGCGUCUUAGAAUGUGGUGCUGAGUUUUUGUUUGAAGAUUUGGGUUUAGUUCAGUUUUGGGUCCUUGAAAUCUUCGACAAUGGAGUUGUAGUCAGGAAAAAGACAGCUUGAAUAUUUGGAUCUCAUCCAGAAAGUUUGAUUUCAUGAGUUUUUGGACUGUUCCCGAUCGGGCCUUGUGGGAAAAAGAGGGGAUUUUUUUUUUUUGAGCUUUUAGAAAUUUUUGAUUCCUGCACUGAUUUGGAUUAUAUUUGUAAAGGGAGGUAUAUUUAGAAGUUUGAUUAGAUGCCGUAAAGUAUUGAGGAUCUCUGGGUGCUGCUCAUUUUUUGAUCUUGUGAAAAGGAGGAAGCUUUGGAGUUUCUUUCUUUGUAAAAUGGGAGGAUUUUGAUUUUGGCCACGGUCUUUUGAGUUCUUUAGGAGUGCUUAUGGAUCAUUUGGGAUUUUACUUGAAGGGGAGGAAGUAGGGGCUGAAACUUGGUGGAUUAUGGCCUCCUUUCCUAUACUCUCUCCAUCAGUGCUCCCACCAUUGCCGCCUGCCUUCGCUCCACCACCGCCUUCUUCCACUUCUCGUCCUCCUGCUGGUUCUCCACCACCGAUUUUUCUACCCAAUGUCACCUCUGAACCACCGACAUCAUCAAAUGCACCACCUCCGGCGACUUCCCCUCCCCCUCCGCCUGCCUCUUCUCCACCACCGCCUUCUUCCACUUCUCAUCCUCCUGCUGGUUCUCCACCACCGAAUUUUCUACACAAUAUCACCUCUGAACCACCGACAUCAUCGAAUGCACCACCUCUGGCGACUUCCCCUCCCCCUGCUUCCACUGCCCCUCCACCUUCCCCUCUUCCUUCGCCGCCGCCAUCUCUUCCAUCUUCCCCACCGCCAGCUUCCCCUCCACCUGCAGCCUCACCACCCCCGCCUGCUGCCACUUCCCCUCCACCUGCAGCCUCACCACCCCCACCUGCUGCCACUUCCCCUCCACCUGCAGCCUCACCACCCCUACCUGCUGCCGCUUCCCCUCCACCUACUGCUGCUUCCCCUCCACCUGCUGCCGCUACUCCGCCGCCACCGAUAGCAUCGUCUCCUCCACCUCCUGCUUCUUCCCCACCUCCGACAAUAUCUCCUCCGCCACCUGCAGCUUCCCCUCCACCAACUUCCUUACCUUCAUCUCCUCCACUAACUCCUAAUUCACCUCCACCAUCUUCCGGCCCUCCACCUGAAAUUGUCCCGCCACCAUCGCCUUCCAGGUCUCAACCACAACCGCCGCCAUCGGAUUCAUCUCCACCAUCCCCAUUGGCUAAACCACCCGAGAGUUCACCUUCACCACCAGUUCAACAGUCACCUCCUCCUUCUGGACCCCCAAACCCACGUUCUGAUCCAUCAGCACCACCACCUAAAGGCCGACCACCUUCUACUCCUUCUCCCUCUUCUCUCCCUUUUCCUCCUCCAGACAUUUCUUCUAGUGAUGCAAGCCCAUCUACCCCGGCUUCACCCUCUCUUCCCGCUCCUCCUGGUAGUUUACACUUACACCCUCCUACUAUGCCAUUAGAGAAACCCAAUCCGAGUUCAUCACAAGGGGGUGGCAACUCUGGAGGAGGUGGUGGGAUUAAAGCUAGUACUGCAGUACCUAUUGCUGUGGUAUCCGCUCUUCUGAUACUUAGUUUAGUAGUAGCUACUAUGUGGUUCAUGAGGAAACGUAAAAAGAAGAUCGGUGGAUAUAACGCAGGGCUUGUCCGGCCUUCGCCAUUUGAAUCUUCAGAAAUGUCAGAUGCGUCCCAUCCAAGAUCCCCAUCAGCUCCUCUAGUAUAUCACCAUCGUACUGGAAGUCAAGGAGCAUUCAUAAAUUCACCAUCUGAAGCAGGGUUGGGCAAUUCAAAAUCAUUUUUCACAUAUAAAGAACUGUAUGAGAUAACCAAUGGCUUCUCGACCCAGAAUAUUUUAGGUGAAGGUGGAUUUGGUUGUGUUUACAAAGGAUGCUUACCAGAUGGAAGAGAAGUGGCUGUGAAACAACUCAGAGUUGGUGGUGGACAGGGCGAGCGCGAGUUCAAAGCUGAAGUUGAGAUUAUCAGUCGUGUGCACCACCGCCAUUUGGUUUCACUUGUAGGGUACUGCAUAGCAGAGAACCAAAGAUUGCUUGUCUAUGAUUAUGUGCCUAAUAAUACACUUCAUUAUAAUCUUCAUGAGGAAGGAAACCCGGUUAUGGAUUGGUCGACCAGGGUUAAGGUUGCAGCUGGUGCAGCUCGUGGAAUAGCAUACCUGCAUGAGGAUUGUCAUCCCCGGAUAAUUCAUAGAGAUAUAAAGUCCUCGAACAUUCUAUUGGAUAAUAGCUUUGAAGCUCAGGUUUCUGACUUUGGGCUCGCAAGGUUAGCUAUGGAUGCUUGUACACAUGUUACUACUCGUGUGAUGGGAACAUUUGGGUAUUUGGCUCCAGAGUAUGCAUCGACUGGCAAGUUGACUGAGAAAUCUGAUGUUUAUUCUUUUGGGGUUGUGCUCCUUGAGCUUAUUACCGGACGAAAACCUGUUGACUCAUCACAGCCUUUGGGUGAUGAGAGCCUUGUUGAGUGGGCACGACCGUUGCUGAGCCAUGCACUCGAAACUGGAGAUUUUGAAGAAUUACCUGAUCCUAGGCUUGAAAAGAACUAUAACCAAAGCGAGAUGUUUCGUAUGAUUGAAGCAGCUGCAGCAUGUGUCCGCCACUCAGCAGCAAUGAGGCCUCGAAUGAGCAAGGUUGUGAGAGCCCUUGAUAGCUUAGCUGACAUCGACCUUAACAAUGGUGUUAAACCGGGUCAAAGUGAACUCUUCAAUGCACCACAAUCAGCUGAAAUCAGACUAUUUCAGAGGAUGGCAUUUGGUAGCCAGGAUUACAGCACUGACUUCGGCCAAACUAGUUCCGGCCAAGCUAGUUGGAAGAGUCGAUCAGAGUUGUAAACAGGUUACUUUUUGGCCUUACCAUCAAGACUAAUUUCUUUUUCCUCUUUUUUCCUUUUUGUGUAGUUAUUCUUUUAUACAGAAAUAGGGAUCUUUGUCUCAUGGAUUUGUUCCCUAUUCUUUCUAUAGUGAAAUAAACUAUGGCUUUUAAAUUUUGAUUAAAGUUAGGAGGUGCCUUUAGUGCCUCUAUCUAUAA
Phoenix dactylifera (date palm) is the source of this 3636-nucleotide messenger RNA. Its product is annotated as proline-rich receptor-like protein kinase PERK8. The record is from RefSeq and is a predicted model, not a curated record. NCBI's taxonomy places the organism in Eukaryota, Viridiplantae, Streptophyta, Magnoliopsida, Arecales, Arecaceae. Gene Ontology annotation, molecular function: ATP binding; protein kinase activity. Gene Ontology annotation, biological process: protein phosphorylation.